Penaeus indicus is the source of this 624-nucleotide messenger RNA. Its product is annotated as endocuticle structural glycoprotein SgAbd-8-like. Bases 1 to 624 code for a protein of 207 amino acids. Gene Ontology annotation, cellular component: chitin-based extracellular matrix. Gene Ontology annotation, molecular function: structural constituent of chitin-based larval cuticle. The transcript has 4 exons. Lineage: Eukaryota; Metazoa; Arthropoda; Malacostraca; Decapoda; Penaeidae. The record is from RefSeq and is a predicted model, not a curated record.
AUGGGGAAGUUGGGAAAUAUACCAGUGAUCCACCCGCAGAAAGCCAUCUACAGCAAACGUCACGGCCAAGGUCAUCUGAAGCUUGUCCGACGCUUUGAUGGUAUAAAAGGGCAGGCAGCUGGAAGCGCUGCACUAGUUCCAGUCCAAUCACUCAGCAUGAAGUUCUUGAUCCUCGCCUGUGUGGCCGCCGUUGCCGUCGCCGCCCCUCAGUACAGCUAUGGCGCUCCUCGUGCUGCGUCCAGCGAGGAAGUCGAGUUCGUGCCAAUCCUCAAGGACGACCGCGUCCACGAGGAAGAUGGAACUUACAACUUCGACUUCGAGGCUGCCAACGGCAUCAGCUUCUCGCAGGCUGGAUCCCCCGACGGUGAUGACGACGCUGUGAUCAAGGCUGGAGAAUACUCGUACACUGCUCCCGAUGGUACUGAAAUCCAUGUCCGCUUCGUGGCUGACGAGAACGGCUUCCAGCCUCAGGGCGCUCACCUGCCAGUGGCUCCUGAGUUCCCCCACCCAAUCCCUCAGUUCGUCCUCGACCAGAUCGCAAAGGCCGCCGAGGAGGACCGCAACCGUAGCGACGAAUCCGACGAAGUUUCCGCUCCUUCCAGACUGUAUGGCCGACCCAACUAA